Molecule: messenger RNA, 8654 nt
Organism: Biomphalaria glabrata
Lineage: Eukaryota; Metazoa; Mollusca; Gastropoda; Planorbidae
Exons: 5
Coding region: 310-6564 (2084 amino acids)
Biological process (GO): regulation of calcium ion-dependent exocytosis; regulation of dopamine secretion; calcium-ion regulated exocytosis
Molecular function (GO): calcium ion binding; clathrin binding; calcium-dependent phospholipid binding
Source: RefSeq, a predicted model, not a curated record
CAGAUAAUGACAGUUACGUCUACAAUAUUUAGGAACAAAUACAAGUCAAGCUUUGUUUGCAUAUUUCGCUAAUGGAUUAUGAGGAUAAUGUUAAUCAAAGAUCUAUACGAUUUGCGAACAAACAACUUAGAAGGAAGAAUAAAGGCGAGAAUGAUAGUACACAAACAUAUCUCCGGGAGUGACAUUUUGCUGGUAUCGGUAUGGGGAGUAGCCCUCGGGUGAUAGAAGAAGAGGGAGACCUGUGACCCCCCACCCCACCUUAGAAAUCAAGAGAGAGAAGUAGAGAAAACAAAAAAAAAAAGCGUCAAGAUGGACUUAUUAGAUGAUAUGGACAAGAAACUAUUAAAGUCACUGCUGAACGAAGAGUGGAGGGGUGAGGAUGGUAAGAGAGCCGGGAAGGGGAGGAACGAGGGUGGGGGCCAAAAAACGCGAGCAGGGAGGAGACCGUUGUAUGAGACAAAGGCGCGAGGCGGUAAAAGUCGGAGAGAGGAGGACAGGUCCAGGCGACAGGACAGCCGUUUUGACAGAUCAAUGCGAGUUUUGGAAUGGUUGGACGCAGACUGCGGCACUCGCCUGGCGCGGCAUUACGAGCAAGCAGGUGGCUGGCGUCACCACAGUAACAUUUACCUGUCUAGACAAGGCGACUCACCGAAGCGGGCACAAGAAAGCCAGCGGGAGCAGACGACGAAAAAGGCGACAUCUCCACAGCAUCCACAGCAGCAGAAGACAAGGCAGCCGCUCAGGCUUACACGCAGCAACAUCAUCAUCAAUACGGACCUGUGGAGCGGGUACGUAAAGGACUCCGAAGAGGAUAGCAGCGAAGGGGAAGAGGAGAAGAAGAUUCUCGAAGAGUGCGAGGAAGACCUCACCGCCGAGGAGGACCUGGUAGAGUCGCUAAAGAAAUGGCAGCAGGAGCAGCUUCUGCUAGAGCACCACGAGGACCUCUCUAUGCAAGACUAUGUCACUAGUAGCGAGGAAGACGCAGCCAACGAGGACGAGAGUGACAGCGAGGACGAGCUUGUGCUGGCACUGAGGCACUGGCAAGAGGAGCAACAGAGGCAGCAGCUGAGGCAGGCGGCGGCCCUAGCCCAGAAUCCGCAGGUGCUCACGCCAGUCCUGGAGGAAAAAACGUCGUCGCCCCUGAACGAGGCCUUUAAGUACUUUUACCAGGAUCCGAACUACCUACUGUGUCACUUCAACAGACAACGUUUGAAAAAUCACCAACAGGUCUCAGGCAUCGCACCAUACUGGUGGGGCGACAUCAGCAGCGUGAGAGAGGGCCCUUCCUCCCCUCCAGUCAACGCCAAAAACCUUGACGCCACUCAACCUUGCAAUAUUUUAACGAUUCAAAGGCGAAGCUCCAGAAAAUCAUCGCUCAAAAACAGGCUGCUUCGCACCCAAGACAGUGUCGUUAUCAAAGAAGUCGACAUUAGUGCUAAUUCCGCCCAAGAGAAUACUGAAAAGCCGCCCGCCUCGGUGGCGCCUUCAAAUUUGCUCUCUCCAUCGCCGAAAAUAGAAUCAGUGAAUAAGCCCCAGGGAGGCAGAGGCAAAGCACCGUCGCCGCUCCCUUCUCCUCUGGACACUAGCGGAACAGACGCCAAACCUUCUGGUGCUUUGGAAAACAUUUUGACUAGAGUUUCGCCCACUGCCAUCGUCGGACCAUUUGUCAAAGGCGUAGACGACGGUGGUUUAAAAAUAACGGAUACAAGUGCCGGGGGCUUGUCUCCACAUUCUCCGCUCGUUAGAAGCCCAGGGGGAAACUUUCUUUCUACGUGGCUUGUGGCGUCACCUGGGGAUAAACAAGGCAGCCAUCUCUCGGGGAGUACUGACUACCUUGGUAAAAGCAGUGAGUGUCUGUUGUUCGAGAGCCCACGUGAGCCGCUGUGCAGCACAAACUCUCAGGAUUCUGGAAUAGAGCGCAGCCCCGGUUACCUAUCUCCGGCACCUCGAUCAGCAGGAAUAGAAAAGAUAGGCAAAUUUUUUAGACAUUUUUCCAAUAAGCUCUCUCCAGCCUCAACGUCUUCGAAUUCAACGCCCCCUAAAACGCCACCACCAACUCCAUCAGGGCGCCAACAGUAUUUAUAUCCUGCUCAACAAAUAAACAUUCAAGGGGGCGCCGGUAAACUUUCAUAUUCCACGUCAUCCAUUCCAACACAGCCACCUUCUACGCCUUUGCUUAAAGCGGCACCCCCACAGUCACCCAUCGCGGGCGUCGCCUCCCAGCACUCUCUGUGCUCCGCCACUAAAUCAGACCCUCUCGCAGGUAGCGCUGCACUUCAACGCCACGUCGGACUAUGGCGGAGUGGACAGAAGUCGUCGAGUAACCUCUUAGUGACGGGCGGCCGGUCUCCGGCUAAUUCAUCGCUCAUUAGCCCGGCGGGAGAAAACUCACAAAAUGUUAUCUCUGGGUGUGAUGGCGCGGGGACGGGAGGUGGUGGUGCCAUCCACAGACCAGCCGCUGUGACCGGAGUCACUGCCAGCUCGGCGACCACGCUGACGAUCGAUACUCUUGCAGCGGAGGCCUGCGCGGGUGAUCGCCAGAGAAGCCCUGGCGGUCCCAACAGCGGAGUUAGUAAAACCAUUCUAAGCACCCGAGAGGUUCAACCUUUUAUAGUACCGCAGACCUAUCAGCACCACUAUCUUCACCACCAAUUUUCAUCUCCCCGAAAAACAGCCGGGGAGGCCGUCACCGCUGCUGCAAAGCGAAGCGAGGAAGGGAGAGAUGGUGGGGAUGUCACGGAGGCAGGUAGCCAAUCAAACACUAGGGCCGCUUACAAAGAUAACGCAGACAGUUUAAGGAAAAGUAACGAGGCGCUUGACGUGCCGGGCGCCGAUAAUGAGACGGCUAGUGGCGCGGGCAGUGGGGGCGGAAGUAACUGUGCUGGUCUUAGCGGAUUUACACGCGGGGUACAGAACUUUUUAAGAAAGUCACCCGUCACUGAUAUUGAACAGAGGAUUAACUCAGAAAUCAUAGAGCGAGACAUAGCUGGGAAACUCAAGUCUGUUCUAAGCCCUGGAGCAGGCGGCACUUGUGGAGGGGCCUUCACGAGUCCAAGUUUCGCACCCGAAAACACAUGUGCAGUGGCGUCUUCUGCGGCCACUCAAGGGACUGCGGGAGGAUACAAUGCCACGGGAGAAAAUUACGGCUACGCCACUGCCAAGUCGAUGACUGAAACCAGCAGGAGAGGAGCGGCGAAGGAGGAGAUUAUUAGCUCGGAGCGGUCCUCGUCUACGAGCAGCGAGGAGAAAGGAGCACUUCCGGUGCCCAGCGGCGAGCACGACAGGGGUAGACGUGGCUCUUACGGAACUUGCAACCAUCUAUUCCUAGAGCAAGCCUCGGGGCGCAAGUCGCCUCUUCCGCAAAAAAAUCAAAAGUCUCCCUCACCAGUGAGGCGGGCGCUGUUUAAAUCAGUCGUGACCUCAUCGAACUCAUCCUCUUCCUCGUCAGCAGAAUCCUCUAAACUGCACUCAAAAGUAGGCAGAGUGCUGUCUUCGUCUUCCCCGUCGUCUCCGCCACCCCACCUCGUUCAACAGCAGUCAUCACCUCUAAAAACCUCGCCAAAGCAUCAGCCCAACGACGCCCUCGACUCACCAACGAAAAAAAACAUCUGCAACGACUCGCCCCCUGCCAACUACCGGGGCCGUCGAAAAUUCUCAGACACCGGUUUAACACCGGUGCCCCGACGGCUGUUCAGCGACGGCAGGCGAGGGUCGCUGACCGACGAACGCACGCUCGUCUCGGCCAAAUCUAAACUCGGCAAACUCCGGUUUCAGGGACGAAAAUCUUCAGACGCUAGCAGCGUUGCCGCCCUAGUGAAACAAAUUCACAACCUCUGGGGGGAGGGGGAGGAAGACGAGGAUGAAGGGGAGAGAAAUAUCGAACGGCGCGAAUCUGGUUCCGGAUUAAAGUGUAGCCUGGACGAUCAAGCCUUGUUCGAUAAACGAAGGAAAAAAUUCCCUUUUUCUAUUAGCCGCGAGAAGGAUAGCACUUGUGUAGAGAAAGGCGGUGGAAAUAAAAUUAACACCUCGUCAUGUGCUCCUCAUAGUGAAGCCAGCCCGGCUGCUGUUUCUGACGGGAAGUGUAAGGGUAAGAAUUUAACCGACAAGGAUUCGGCGUUGACACUACAGCCAUCUUCGGGCCCCGCUUCAGCUCAAAGCGGUUCAUCCGUUAUUAACAGUGGGGAUACAAGCUGUCAAGCUUCUGAUGAGGUUUAUCAGACAGGAGUGAACGAAGGCGGUAGUGAGACAGCCAGCAUUUCCCUCGAGGCAGGGGGAGGAGGUGCCGUCACCGGAGUAGGGGGAAUAGGGAACUGUGGCGGAGCCGUCGGUGGUAGCGAAUUCGUCGCCCCGAUAGCCCAGGUCGCUAGUCGACAGCUGGUGGCCACAGCUGUAAGCAGUGCAGCGUGUUUUGUCGGCUUGGACACAUCUACGGAUAACAUACUCACACGUGCGAGCGCCGGAGUCAUCGGGGGUUCUCAAAUCGCACUCGCCGGAUCAGCCACCGUAGCAUCAAACAUCAAAACAAAUAAGAAAACCGCUACCGUCCAGUUCGAGCCUAUCGUCAGCUGGGACGACAACAGAGUUGGGGAGAAAGUGUCCCCCGCCCUGAGGUCGGUUCUCAAGCAGGGGACGCGGCGCCAUUCUUCUUUUGCAGGGUUCUCGGAUUCCUGCGACAGCAUCGCCAACGCAUCUCCGAUAAUUCACUCUGAGCAAUUAGCUGCUGUGCUAAACAAACAAGCUAAGAACGGACUUCCAAAAUCGAAAACAUCAGACAAUUACAAAAGCAUACUGAAGCAGUCUUCGGUUAAUUUAGAAACAGUUCCCUCCUCUACAACAGAGAAGAAAAGAGUCAAAUCUCCUUCUCCGAAGUCGAGAAAACACGAGAAAAGUUUCGACUAUGGGCAAGAGUCAAAAAAUUCGGAAGUCUCUUUAUCACUGUGUUUAAAAGCCACCAGAAGUAUUUCGCCAAAGUCCAAGAAGUAUCGACCUGAAGGGAAAGACGCCUGUGAGUCUUCGGGCGACUUGGCCACAUCGCCUCAGAAUUGUUCAGACAGGGAGCCUCAGACCACCGACUCCGGACACUGUUCCCUCGAUCUCCCCACCAAGACAGUCGGAGUUCAGGCCACACCGCGGACCAUCGGAAAGACGUCUAACACCGGGACUCAAACCACCGACCUCCCUUCCACAGGUGAGGUGACCGCCGAGUACUCUUCUAGCCCCACCGAGGCUGGUGGCUGGCUGCAGCGGCUCGCGGCCAAGUGCAUGGCGAGCGUGGGCGGAGCCAACCGCUCGGGCAGCCCGGGUGGCCCCGGGAGCGGCCUGCCCAGAGCGGCCAGUGUCCGCGCCGAAUGGCUUUUGGGCAGCAAGAGAAUGGGAUCGAGCCCCAGCUCCCCAGUUGCUCAAGGGAGUGACGCCAGUGAAAAGUUCUGGGUCCCCCACGACGUGAUUGCUCGGAAGAGGGCUCAAAGCCUGGUGCCCACACUAUCGAAACAGGAAAGCGAAGAUGAUCUCAGCUCUGAAGCCGCCACGCCUGCAUCUAUUCCACACCCUAGGGAUUUAACCUUUACGUUUCCAGGAGGGGAGAGGUCUGGAACCAGUGGGGGGUCUUCAGAUGGGCAGCCGUCCACUCCGCCUUCAGGCUAUAACCCAGGCAGGAGGAGAGCAUCCAUGCACGACGCCAUCGAUCUGAGCAAAAUCGACACGAGGCUCUACGACAAAAAGUUAGUGAGGCAGGCCAGCGUGACAUCCAUCGAAGAAGAAUGUCAGGGCACGGUUCACGUGAGCAUGGAGCACAACGCCGAGACAGGAAUCCUCACCGUCAACUUGGUACGGGUGCACAACCUGCUGCCCCGCGACCCAAGCGGCACGGCCAACCCUUACUGCCGCCUGACACUGCUCCCGGGCCAGCGCGCCUCGGCCCAGAGCCGCAUCCACAGGAAGACAAUGAACCCGGAGUUCGAAGAGGAGUUUAUUUUCGAGUUGACCUCGGAGGAGCUCGAAGUGACCACUCUGGACCUGAGUUUUUACGAGUAUGACCAGUUUUCGAAGGAUGAAUGUAUCGGCUAUGUAAGGAUACCGCUCGCUCGCCUGGAUCUUAGCAGACAAGUGGAUUUGUGGAGGACUAUAUUGCCCUAUGAAAAACCCAAAGACCAACGAGAUCUCGGUGACGUCAUGUUUUCUUUAAGUUAUCUGCCAAGUGCUGAGCGCCUCACCGUGGUGGUGGUCAAGGCAAGAAAUCUGCGCCUGCAGGACGACGGCCGGGUUGACCUUAAUUCGUUCAUCAAAGUCUGUCUGACCUCCGGAAGCAAAAAGCUGAAAAAGAAGAAAACUUCCACUGCACACGGCACCAAUUCUCCCACUUGGAACGAGGCUCUUGUCUUUAGCGUGCAUAGAGAAAACUUAAAGAACAUCGGCCUUGAAGUCUCUGCCUACCACGACAACAAGAUCGGCGUGGACGAAUGCAUUGGUCGUGUUCGGCUGCCUCCGGACUCGGAAGAUGGCGUGCAUUGCCAGGAACUGCUCAAGGAGAAGAGUAUGCCUGCCAGAUGGUACAGCUUAAGCUAAAGUUCGUAAUAUAUAAAACAAAUGGUCCGAUUGCGCCAAAUGCUGAUUUUAUCUGAAUGCAAUAUGAGGAUUUUUCUUUAUCAUGACACCUUUGAUAUGUAUAACUUUAUUUUUGAGAAAUAAAAAAAAAAUCAACAAAACAGAAUAAUUUAUAUAGGCGUAAAUAUUUUCAUCUGUUAAUUAAAAUUAUACAUUUUAGAUUGCAAUUAACUUUUUAAUACGUAAAAUAUAUAACGAGUUUUAUCGUUAACAUAUUUCAUUUAAAAAAACGUAGACGGUAUUUUUAAGAUUCUUUAAUACUUUUUGUUUUAUCAGCAGAAUCAUAGUUUAGAUAGUACAUUACUGAUAGUCAUAAGUUCAAUGUUUAAACCUAGAGUAAAACCUAUUAUUUAAAGAAUGUAACCAAUAUGUGUGAUUUUGCAACCGGUGGCUUAGAGUGAGAGGGAUUCCGAUUACGUAAGGGCUAAAAGAAAUGCAAUAUUUGUACUCUAUCUCUCUCUUUGUCUCUCUCUCUCUCUCUGUCUCUCUUUUUCUCUCUCUGUCUCUCUGUGUGUGUGCACCCAGUAUCUCUUGUUUUUGUUACCGAGCAGCCUGCCUAAACGUAGAAGCAGCCCAUUGAAUGAAAGUGAACGUCUAUUUGAACGUCGUAAGACCCAGAGUCAAAAUUAUCCUCAAUUAUUCAGAGGAAACGAAAGUCAAAUAGGCAGGAAAAAAAAAGUUUUAUAGAUAUUGUGUCAUUUUACUCCAAAAGCAGUGAUGUCCAACUUAAGGCCUGCGGGUCAUAUCCAGCCAUUCACAACUUCUGCAGGAAGUGUAAGAAAAAUGCACAUUAAAAGAAAAGAGGGGAGAUGAAAUGAUGUGUCCAAAUUUAAAUGGCCUGGCAUCAGAAUUAGGUCACCACCCGUUUAGGUGCAUAGGGCAGCAAGCUCUCUUCACAGAGAUCCGUCAUAGGCGACUUCCCAGCCUCUUCUCAACUACUGCCCACUGAAAUUAGGUCUUCCAUGAAGGUGCGACGCAAUGUUAUUCGUGUAUGGCCUUGCCAUCGCGUUCCUCUUUUCAGCUGACUUUGAUAGACCUGCUUUAUUUUGCAUAAGGAACGUUCGGUCACCAUUUCACUAAAAAAAUGAAUCAAUUUUCGAAAUAGUCACGCUGACUUUUGUUAAUCUUUAAGAUUCAUUUAUAACUAAACAGGAUACGUUUUAAGAGUGAUAAAAUGUGCGGUCGGUAUUAGAAGGGUGGUGGAAACCAACGCCCCCCCCCCCAACGUAGCAAAAAAAAAAGUCUCUUAUAAACUAGGUCUAGAUAUUGAGCCGCGAUAAUCAGAAUCAGAAAAUUGAAAGCCAUUCUUCUAUUAAUAGCAAUUUUUACAAGUAUUCUUAUAUAAUGUAAAAAAUUGUCUUCAUCAACUUGCAAUAAAUUGAUGUAAUAUAAAGCCAUGUGGUUUCAUAUGUUCUAAAAAAAAAAGGACAUUGAAAUAAUUGAGACUGGUCAAGUGUCUUUGCUGAGACUUUGCUCUUAAAAUUUGUUAAGAAAAAAAAAAGGAAUAUUUUCAAACGUGAGAAACUUGUCUAAUUUCAAUGAAGUGGUAACUAACCAAAUGAUCUACUUACGCAUUGACCAGCGGUCAAACGUAUCAAUUCCACACCACGUCCACGAGAUUAAACUGCAAAUGUGAACAUAUUAUGUUUGCUCAAUAAAGUCUGGGUUUUUUGUGUGUUUAUUUUUACAAAUAUUUCUUGGGGUUUUAUUAAUUUAAAUGUUUUAACCUUCUCAUUGCUGUCGUCUGUUUCAUUUAACCCUCGACUGCCCAGACGUUAUAAUGCUCUUUAUACAAAUAUUCCUAGGUUUUAUUAUUAUUAUUAAUAUUAAUAUUAUCAUUAUUAUUGUUAUUAUUCAUAAUUAUUAUUAUUUGUUUUCGAUGAUGUGAUAUAAAUGGUAAACAAUUUAUUUUUCUAUACCGUGAAUGUGAAAUGCUGCUCAUGAUUACCAGUUUAUGUCUUUUUAAGAGUUUAGAAAAAAAAAAGGGUGUGUACUAUGGGAUGAGGACGAAAUCACUUUUGCUGUGUAAUAAAAGGAUUCGCUGGAUGUCA